AUGGCCAACCGACUGCUCGCCGACCGCGAUGCAUCACCUACGCGUUUUAAUCGCAAAUACGAUUAUCAGAGAGCUAAAUGCGAAGAUCUGACCCUUAUUCGCGAAUGGUUUGCGCUCGUGAAGAACAUAAUCGCGAAAUAUGGCAUCAACCUAGCUAAUAUCUACAACUUUGAUGAGACUGGCUUUAUGAUGGGCCUGAUCGCAAGCGGAAUGGUUGUCACAGGCGCGGAAAGGCGUGGAAGACCGAAAUCAGUCCAGCCUGGAAACCGGGAAUGGGUUACAGUCAUCCAGGCGAUCAAUGCGGAAGGCUGGGCGAUCCAGCCGUUCAUCGUGGUUGCGGGCCAAUAUCACCUCGCCAGUUGGUACCAAGAAAGCAACCUCCCGGGCGAUUGGGCUAUUGCCACGACUAAAACUGGCUGGACCGACAACGAGACGGGUCUUGAGUGGCUAAAGCACUUUGAUCGGCACACAAAGGCCCGAUCAACCGGUGGCUAUCGUCUUCUGAUCCUCGAUGGCCACGAAAGCCACCACUCGACUGACUUCGAGACAUAUUGCGAGGAAAAUAACAUUAUCACGCUUUAUUACUCGGUCAUUUUUGUCAAACCUCUUCCGGGUUAUCUCUUGUCGUACGAGUUCUGGGAGCGCCAUCUCUCCAGCGACAAAGCUUUACACUCGGCCGCAUGUGGUCUUCUCCUCUCCUAUACAUGGCUGGUGGCAUAUCGAACGGACUUCGAUAUCGCAAAAGAAUACUCUCUCCUUCCGGAAAGCCUGACCUGGAAUGCUUGGACGUCUUUUGUCACCAGUUUUCUAGAUCACCUCGAGGUGUCGGAAACCCAGUUAAUCAGCCAAAGAUAUCUAUACGGCGAGCUCCGAAUGAGUCGUAUCAACUACAUCUAUAAGCUCAUCCCGUCGCUUUGGUUCCGUGAUAACCCAAUGAGAGGAUUUAUGCCAACGUCUAUGUGGAAUAAGUCUUUCCUGGAACGCAAUAUUGCUCGACUUUUGGGUAUUUUUGUUUUCUUUUCACUCAUCCUCUCGGCUAUGCAGGUCGGUCUUGCUACGAGCCAGCUACAGGAGAACGUGAGCUUCGUCAACGCUUCAUACGGAUUUGUGGUCACCUCCCUAUUUAUCGUCUUACUAUCUGCGGUCAUCAGCCUGGUUAUUCUUGUAUGGCACGUACGAUAUAAGAUUAUUCUACCUUGGACUUUGAGUCUCCAAGAGAUCAGAGGGCAUGAUCUCUAG
This is a messenger RNA of Fusarium keratoplasticum, 1239 nucleotides long. RefSeq lists its product as uncharacterized. NCBI's taxonomy places the organism in Eukaryota, Fungi, Ascomycota, Sordariomycetes, Hypocreales, Nectriaceae. The record is from RefSeq and is a predicted model, not a curated record. The coding region runs from base 1 to 1239 and encodes 412 amino acids. Gene Ontology annotation, molecular function: nucleic acid binding. The transcript is spliced from 3 exons.